GGCCUCUGCGAGCUGUUGCUGUGCUGCUAUUGGUGGGCCUCACCUGGGUGUUAGCCAGCUCCAUACUUGGAGGGGACAGCAACUUGGUGGUCAAACACUUCUUCAGUGCAGGAUAAUGCCCCUUGCCACAAGGCUAGGAUUGUCCAGGAAUGGUUCCACGAACAUCAAUCCAAUUGAGCGUCUGUGGGAUGAGUUGGAACGAGAUAUUCGGUGUAGAGAUGCACUACCAGAAAACUUGGCACAACUGUGGGAAGCAUUGGAGUCAACAUGUGCCAGCAUCUGGACUGCUUUCAACACCUUGUAGAGUUCAUGCCACAACAAAUUGAGCCUGUUCUGAGGGCAAAAGGGAGUGCAACCCAAUAUUAGGAAUAAGUUUCUAAUGUUUUGAAAGAUAAUUGUGUGUGUGUACACUAUUUUAAUAGCAGGACACUGAAGAGUAUGAAUUAGGCUGUUUGAGAAGGUUUGAAUCCUAAGCAACCUGCAUAGACAUUGUUUGAAGUACAAUAGACUAAAAAUAGCUUUGACCUACUACAGUAGCUGUGUGCUAAAAAAAACUUGGUGGAGUAGGCAUUGUGGCGCUCGUGAAUUUCCCUUUUUCGCCUUCAGACCAAAACCUACUUCUGACAGUUUUUAAUAGACUACGGCUGGGAAUUGCCAGGGACGUCACAAUGCAAUGGUUAAGGGCUUGGACAAACGAGGAGCCAACAGCUGAGCCCAAACCACACAGGUACAAGUGUGGUCUGUCGGCUCCCUGUCCUCAGAAACAUCUGGCUUUCCGCAUCGUCUCUGGAGCCGCCAACGUCAUUGGGCCCAAAAUCUGCCUGGAGGAUAAGAUCCUUGUCAGCAGUGUCAACAACAAUGUUGGUAGAGGACUAAACAUUGCUUUAGUAAAUGGGGUAUCUGGAGAGCUCUUGGACACAAAAGCAUUUGAUAUGUGGGCAGGAGAUGUUACUGACCUGUUGAAGUAUCUCCUACCUUUACAUGAGGGAACACUUGUGUUUGUAGCUUCCUUUGACGAUCCUGCCACAAAAUUAAAUGACGAGGCUCGUCGUCUGUUUGAGGAGCUGGGUAGCACAGCAGUGAAGGAGCUCACCUUCAGAGACAGCUGGGUGUUUUUAGGAGCCAAGGGCAUCGAGAACAAGAGUCCAUUCGAACAGCGUAUGAAGAACAGUAAGAACAGUAACAAGUACGAAGGCUGGCCUGAGUCUCUGGAAAUGGACGGCUGUGUCCCCCUCCGUUCCCCUUCAGAGGGCUAAACACACUCUGCUUGUAUCCCUCCCUUCCUCCACUCUUCUCAGAUGAUGCUUAUGCCCUACAUGGAUCCAAUGCUUUUAAAUACUGGGAGUGUGCAAGACAAGUGCACACUUUGGGAGAAGGGUGGAGAGUUGGAACGCAACCUGUUUCUAAGGACUAGCACCUUUUGAGAACGAAGGCCUCUGGUUCUAAGGACUAGCACCUUUUGCGAACGAAGGCAUCUGGUUCUAAGGAUUAGCAGCACAGAUCUAUCUGGAGAACCUGGAGCAGCAGAAGCAUUGACUAUGACAUUUUGACUCUCCUCGAUUUACAGGCUUCCUCACAUUCCUUCUCUUUAAUGAAACUUGUGGCGUUUCUAUCACAACGGCCUUUUUCUGUGUCUCUCGGCACCCAUUAUUAGCCAAACGAUAAUUUAGACAAGCCCACAUAAUGGGCUUAAGAUGGCCCUAUGGCCAGUCUGUCCCUAAUGAGACUUGAGUAUGGUAUUGGUAUUGCAUGACUACAGUUGGAUAAAUGAUGCUCUGUUACAAUAUCAUGUAACUACAGGGAGGUAAAGAAUCUUACAAUACUUUUUUUUAUUCCUUCACUUUUUAUUAUUUUUUGUCAAGUAACACGUGCUGAAAAGGACAUCUUCUCUUGAGUGGACUGACUCACUCACAAUGCUGGUAGCAAGCUGGCCUGAUGGUUGAUAUGCUAACUUGUUGAAGCAACUGUUUGGACAUGACAUUUGAACUAGGAAUUGAUUUAAGUGUUUGAGGCUUAAUGUUCCUGGGAAUGACCACAUAGGAGGACAUGGAUAUUUCAGAGACCAAAUGUUUGAUGCACAGAUAAGGGAACAAAUUAUGCUGGAUAGAAAAAAAGAAUAUAUUAAAGAAGUAAUGUCUGUAAAACCCUGCAAAUGCACAGGAAGAGGGCAGAUACUGCUGCCUAUAUGAGCGGAAAUCGCGAACAGAAUACAAUUAGGAUUCACUAACAACAUAUUAUUGCUGGCUGUUCUAGGAAGGAUAUUGAAUGUUAUGAUAAAUAAAAAUGCAUUAAUAUAUAUUUUGUAUGCAUAGUUUAAUAUAUUAAAUUGUAGAUUUCAAUCUAUUUGUGCUAGCCUGAGUGCCAGUAUGUUUGUUCCAUCAUGCCAACUUGUAGUCAUGUCAAACAUUUGGCUUGACAAGGUGUAAUGGAAGCACAAACAGAUCUGGGACCAGGUUAAAGUGCUAAUAACCUCCACCUUUUAUGUGAGGGUUACCCUGGGGGUCGGAUGUGGGGCUACACCAAUGCCAUGAUUACUGUAUAUAUGUGACCUUUGUAUGCUUGCAAUGCUCAGUGAUGGAAAAGUACUGGGUAAAUGGAGAUGUACUGCUUUAGUUCUCAGGCUGAGAAUUGUCUGCAUCUGCUGACAGUCACACAGCCUCAAGGCCGAGAUAGUAGAGUGAGAAACCACUGUGUAGACAUGUUUUUCUAAUUUUAGAUACUUUGUAUAACAAUGUUAUGAUAUGAUUGACGGUAGGUUGUAUAAAGAGUGUGGUCUCCUGUUUCGCCACACAGAUGUUUACUAUAGACUACUGAGGUAUUCUGUAUGCAAAACUGUCUGCAAUUGCAUUUUAUUACUAAAUAGUUUUAUACCAAG
Molecule: messenger RNA, 2875 nt
Organism: Oncorhynchus keta (chum salmon)
Lineage: Eukaryota; Metazoa; Chordata; Actinopteri; Salmoniformes; Salmonidae
Product: protein FAM3A-like
Exons: 9
Coding region: 669-1256 (195 amino acids)
Source: RefSeq, a predicted model, not a curated record